Messenger RNA from Symbiodinium sp. CCMP2456, 1956 nucleotides. NCBI's taxonomy places the organism in Eukaryota, Dinophyceae, Suessiales, Symbiodiniaceae. The record is from the annotation of a GenBank genome assembly.
AUGAGCCCCGAAAGCAGUGUUGCACGCUCGAAAGGCGUGUCUAGGCAGCAUGCGAUCGAAUGGGUGGAUCGCUACGGCGAGGCCUGGCGCUUGCAAGACGUAGAGAAGAUUCUUGAGCUCUUCACAGACACUGGGCUGUACGUUGAGCGGCCCUAUGACCCAGAGAAUGGGAUCUACCGGGGCCACGAGGGCAUCAAGAACUACUGGAUAACUCACAUACAAAUGCGCGAGAGGAACAUCGACUUCAGGAACGUUGUGGAGGACUUGGUCUUCGACGAUGAAGCACAGACGGCUGUGGCAAAAUGGGAGGCUUCCUUCGAGGUGCGCCAGUCCGAGGAUCGUCAGUGGCGGAGGGUCCAAUUCCUGCAGGUCGCUAAGCUGCGCUUUGCGCCAGAUGGCAGGGUCUGGCAUCUGGAAGAGUACUGGCACGGAAAGUCACUUCAGCGAGCCUCCAAAGGUCUGCGGGAUCCUCGAGCCCGCCGAGCUCGUGCCGGGCCGAAACGGCGUCCACCAGACCUGCGCGGGCGCACCUGCUGCCACGCCACCCUCUGCGAUGCGGAUCUCGGCCCCUUCAGCAAGGAAGCCCUGCGCAUGGAAGCUCGCAAGGCUCGGAGCGGGCCCAUGGAAGGCUACGGCAAGAACCCGGCUCCUUCAGUUCAGGGGGUGGCGGCGCAGGCUUCCUCCGUUGUAGUCAAUGCGCUUGGAAAGUUGCCGGCCGCCAGUAAAUCCGCCGAUCUGGUGGAGUGGUAUCGGCACUUGAUCUCGUCAGGGAAGCUGGCGGAGGAGAGUGACGUAACAGGUGCAGCAGUGAUUGCUCCAUGGGGUAUGCACCUUUGGGAGGAGCUGCGCCGUUGGCUAGAUAUGGAACUUUCCCUGCUGGGGGCAAAGCCCUUUGCCGUCCCAAUCCUCGCACACGGUGAAGGCAAACAGUCUGCCGACGCACUACGAGAUGAGGUCCAGCUGGAAGCACGCACUGCAUGCGAGCCGCUCUUGUACAAGGUGAUGGGCAAAUCCUGGGUAAACUCGGUGCGUGACCUUCCGAUGGUGCUGACACGAUGGGCCUCCGCAGUGACGCCUAACAGCACGAAGAGGCCACUGGCCUUUCUUCGAGGCCGAGAACUGUACGUCCAAGAAGGACAUGCAGCCCAUGCUUCAGAGAAGGACACCUCAGAGUUCGCCGAGAAGAUCGCCUCCCUCUACGAACGCCUCUGUGCCGAGCUCUUGGCCAUUGCCCCGCGGAGUCGCAAGGGCAGGUCCUCGCUGGAUGGUGUGAAGACGACGGUUGAAGUGGCGAUUCCAGGCACAGGGACCUCCCUGGAAGUGGCGGCCGUGCAUGAGUUGGACCCGCAGCGAGCUUCAGGCUUCAACAUGCGAUAUUGCACGGCCGACUCGGAGGGGAAAUGCGUCAACCACGUGUGCUCAUUGACGGCUUUCUCGCUGUCUUGUCGCGUAUUGGCCGCUGCUAUUUGCGCUCACAGUGACGAUGUUGGGAUCGUGCUGCCGCCACGAUUAGCAUGCGUGCAGGUGAUCAUCAUACCCAUGAUUCGCUACGAAGACCGGAAAGGCGAUGAAGCUGGCCAGCGGUGCGUGAGACAGAUCCUCGAGUGGUGCGAAGCGCUGGCGAAGCUCCUGACGAAUCCAGCGAGCAAUGAGUCUGUGAGGGAGCCAUGGACGGAUCGCGUCAGGGCGGAGACAGAUUCGCGAGCCGAUCUGACUCCUGGGAAGAAGAUCCGGCAUUGGCUUUUGCGCGGCGUGCCUUUGCUGCUCACUGCCAGGCUUGUCGAAGGCGAGCCCACACUGGCGCAAGCGCGCAUCACUGCCCGGGACAUGCCAGGCGUCGACGUCCUGGGAAACCCGACUCUGGAGCCGGAGGCGGCGGCGGUGGCUGCAAGGCAUCAGCUCGCGGAGCUUCAGAGGCGGCUUUACGUCCGGCACCAAGCUGCUGAAGAAGGAUGA